CGUUAUUUAAUAUUCAAAAAAAAGUCACUAACUUCCAGCGUAAACAGCUCAAGCGUUUGAGGAUACCGUUGUGCCUUCAGUGCUUUCCGUUGAGGAGACCGUGGUGGAGGACACUGUGGUGGAGGAAGCUAUGGUGGAGGACACCGUGGUGGAGGAAGCGCUGGUUGGGGACACUGUGGUGGAGGAAGCGCUGGUUGAGGCCUCUGUGGUGGUUCUCGGUUUGCACGGCGGUCCCCAUGGUCCAUGUCCAUGUCCACCUGGACCUCCGGGGCCGCGAUGUGGGCCUCCUGGACCUCCUGGACCUCCUGGUCCUCCUGGUCCGCCUCCUGGACCUCCUGGUCCGCCUGGACCACGACCACCAGGUCCGCGGCCUCCUGGACCACCUGGACCACCUGGACCACCUGGACCACCGGGGCCACCAGGACCACGUGGGCCGCGACCUCCAGGACCUCCAGGUCCUUGGGCAGAGGCCACAGCUACCAGAGCAACAAGAGCAACAAGGAUGAGGGUACGCAUUUCGUUAUCGGAUAGUAAACGACUCGAACUGAUCUCGGCAUCCCCCAAUAGCUCUAUAUAUACCCACCGUCUGGAGAAAGUCUUCUCCGCACAUGUGUUCCAUCGGUGACGUGUGUGGCCCGAG
This is a messenger RNA of Drosophila elegans, 640 nucleotides long. RefSeq names its product collagen alpha-1(XVII) chain. NCBI's taxonomy places the organism in Eukaryota, Metazoa, Arthropoda, Insecta, Diptera, Drosophilidae. The record is from RefSeq and is a predicted model, not a curated record. The transcript has a single exon. The coding region runs from base 131 to 625 and encodes 164 amino acids.